GGUUUCCCGUCCCGCGAGCGCCCACAUGGGCCGCGGGCUUGGGGAAGGGGGCGGGGGAUAGGGAGGGCAGGUCCCGAGCCGAGUGGGUGGAGGAGGGGGAGCCCGAAGGAAAUGAGACAACCUUUUCCUCCCUCUGACUCGGGCUCCUGCAGCGUCUCCGGGGAGCGGCGCGGCCGCCCGUGAGCACCGAGGCCGGGACCCCACAGCCCCAACUAAGUUCCCACCCCGGCGGCCCGGUUUCCCUUGAAGCGCGGUGCUAGUGCAAGUCCCGAGCAGGACUUUUUUGGUCGCGUCGACCUCUCCGCGGGCGAUCAAGCUGUGAGUCCCGCGGCUCGGCCCCCAGCUCUCGGAGCGCAGCCCCCGGAAGUGCAUGAAGAACCUGAGAAGCCAGCUGGGGCAAGCCAAGCUUUAGAACCUCUACUGGAUGAAACCAGCAUCUUCAGGAAUGAACUCUUCCUGCCAGAUACUGCUCUGCUCCUGACAGCACACUUCUCUACAGAAGAGAAGACGGGGAGAGAGCCGCACUGAUUCAGCCUAAGCACCUCAGAGAGGCUUCCUCUGGAUGCCCCAAUGAAGCUGCCCUUCACCCCCAGCGUGGAGCCGGCCACCUCGGAGCACAUGGAGAUGGCUCUGCUCAGCAAUAUCCUGGCUACCUACUCGUUUGUCUCAGAAAACCCUGAGCGAGCCGCACUAUACUUCGUCUCUGGCGUGUGCAUCGGGCUGGUCGUGACGCUGGCUGCCCUGGUGAUGCGACUCUCCUGCCACACAGACUGCCGGCCGCGCCGCCAGAGGAAGUUCCUGCAGGACCGAGAGAGCAGCUGUGACAGCAGCGACAGCGAGGACGGCAGCGAGGACACAGCGUCCGACCUCUCGGUGCGCAGACACCGCCGCUUCGAGAGGACGUUGAACAAGAACGUGUUCACCUCGGCCGAGGAGCUGGAGCGGGCGCAGCGGCUGGAGGAGCGCGAGCGCAUCAUCCGCGAGAUCUGGAUGAAUGGGCAGCCGGAGGCGCCCGGCGCCCGCAGCCUGAACCGCUACUACUAGGGUGCGGCAAGGCCCAAGAAACCGGUGCGCACCCACCUGUUUCCUAGUCUGGAGGACAGAUUUUUCUUAAGAACUCAGUCUCCCACGAAGGAGAAUAAAGCAAAUUGUAGGGACCUCAACCAUUCCAGGUGUUGGAAUGGUGCUGAAUGGUCCAACCUUGUGGAUGGAGGAGAUUCGGGCUCUGGGUCUCUGAGGUUCUCAGAGGUUUCUGCAAACUUUAUCACUGCCUGUUACCUCCUUUACAAAAGGAAAGGCAGCUGUGAUGCAAAAGCUGGGAGGAGCAGGGCGAACAUUACUCCGGAAAAGCAGUUUUGCUAAGCAUCUUCUCGCUGUGUAGGGCGAUUCUGACUCAGCGGGCUCUGUGCUUCUUAUUUAAGGCUGGUGUUGUAAAUCCCACGUUGCAAUGGCAACUUCUCCGUUUUAAACUGGCACCUCAGGGAUUAAAAUCCUAUUUUUUUUUUAGUAUAUUUCCCACCUCAUUCGUGAAAAUGAAUAGAGUUAUUGUAUUGUGGGAGAUGUGUCAGUGAACUAGGAAUAAUGUUGGUAACCUCAAAGGAUGAAGGGUUUUUAUUUUAUAUAGUUUAUAAAAAUAUAUAUUGACAUGCAUGUUUAAACUGCUGCAUAAAAAUUAAACAUGUCUUGUCUCUCUCCCCACCUCAACUUUGAAGAAAUGGCUUCAUGCUUCAGAUGAUCAUGAUUAUAAAUACUUAAAAAAAAAAAAACAACUUUAGGUUUCCAAGAAAAGAAUGAAAAUGGGAGAUAAGGAUUAAAAAACCAAAAUUAGGAUGAAAUAAAAGCAAAUUCAUGAAC
This is a messenger RNA of Ochotona princeps (American pika), 1854 nucleotides long. RefSeq names its product eva-1 homolog A, regulator of programmed cell death (gene EVA1A). NCBI's taxonomy places the organism in Eukaryota, Metazoa, Chordata, Mammalia, Lagomorpha, Ochotonidae. The coding region runs from base 571 to 1044 and encodes 157 amino acids. The transcript is spliced from 4 exons. The record is from RefSeq and is a predicted model, not a curated record.